AGAAGCAGUGACUUUAUUGGAAAUAACUCUGUUUGCCUUGAUAUUUCAGUAUAGGUGCUUAUUGAGGAGAMAGCUGAGCUGAGCGGACACCCAGGCAUCUUCAGCAGGUUCAUACUGUGGCCUUCUGAUAUUAAGCACCCGGGAGAUAACCUGCCAGGUGAGAACCAUGUGGAGGAUGAAGCCCUGGCUGCAGCUGGUGCUCUUGGCCUGUGUUUGCUUGUUCUGGCAAACAGAAGCAGAGUUUUUCACUUCAAUAGGUCAAAUGACAGACCUCAUUUAUGCAGAGAAAGACCUGGUGCAGUCCUUAAAGGAGUAUAUUCGAGCAGAAGAAUCCAAGCUUUCUCAGAUUAAAAGCUGGGCUGAAAAAAUGGAUGUACUGACUAGCAAAUCAACCUCUGAUCCAGAAGGAUAUCUGGCACAUCCUGUAAACGCAUAUAAACUGGUGAAGCGUUUAAAUACUGAUUGGCUGCAAUUAGAAAACCUAGUUCUUCAGGACACAACAAAUGGCUUUAUUGCAAAUCUCACAAUUCAGCGUCAGUUUUUUCCAACCGAGGAAGAUGAGACUGGAGCUGCCAAGGCUCUGAUGCGCCUACAGGACACGUACAGGCUGGAUCCUGAGACUCUCUCUCGAGGUAACUUGCCAGGAACAAAAUACAGAUCCUCUCUGACAGUGGGAGACUGCUUUGGCAUGGGCAGGACUGCUUACAACGAUGGAGACUACUAUCACACAGUGCUGUGGAUGGAACAAGCCUUGAAACAGCACGACGAAGGGGAGGAUACRACAGUCAGCAAAGUGGAGAUCCUAGAUUAUCUCAGCUAUGCGGUUUUCCAGUUUGGGGAUUUGCACAGAGCCACAGAGCUCACCAGGCGUCUGAUAUCUCUUGACAGUACUCAUGAGAGAGCAGGCAGUAACCUCCGCUACUUUGAAAAACUGCUGGAGAAGGAGCGAGAAGAGAAGUCGCUCAACAAGACGACGGCCCCGACGGAACCCGUGGCACAAGGGGGGGUCUACGAGAGGCCCCUCGACUACCUGCCCGAGCGCGAUAUCUACGAGGCCCUCUGCAGAGGCGAGGGCGUGAAGAUGACACCUCGAAGACAGAAAAGACUGUUUUGUAGGUACCACGAUGGAAACAGAAACCCUCAUCUGCUAAUAGCUCCAUUUAAGGAGGAAGAUGAAUGGGACAGCCCUCAUAUUGUACGCUACUAUGAUGUCAUGUCUGAUGAAGAAAUUGAGAAAAUCAAGCAACUAGCUAAGCCAAGGCUGGCACGAGCAACAGUCCGAGAUCCCAAAACUGGUGUCCUGACAGUGGCAAGCUACAGGGUGUCCAAAAGCUCGUGGUUGGAGGAAGACGAUGACCCCGUUGUUGCCAAGGUCAAUAGUCGGAUGCAGCAGAUCACUGGCUUAACGGUGAAAACAGCUGAACUGUUGCAGGUUGCUAAUUAUGGAAUGGGAGGACAGUAUGAGCCACACUUCGACUUUUCUAGGCGCCCCUUUGACAGCACACUCAAAUCGGAAGGAAAUAGGCUAGCGACGUUUCUUAAUUAUAAAGAUGAGCCAGAUGCUUUCAAGCGGUUAGGGACUGGAAAUCGUGUGGCCACUUUUUUAAACUACAUGAGCGAUGUAGAAGCUGGAGGUGCAACAGUUUUCCCAGACUUUGGGGCAGCAAUAUGGCCAAAGAAGGGUACAGCAGUGUUCUGGUAUAAUCUUUUCAGAAGCGGUGAGGGUGACUAUAGAACAAGGCAUGCAGCUUGUCCAGUCCUAGUAGGCUGUAAAUGGGUUUCAAACAAAUGGUUUCAUGAAAGAGGAAACGAAUUCCUCAGACCUUGUGGGAGAACAGAAGUCGAUUGAAAUCAACCUGCCACUGGCCUUCAUUUCUUACCUUCUGUCGCCUUUUCUGCUGUUUGUUCUUCCAGUUCAUUUCUAAGAAAUGAUCCAUCUUUUGUUCUCCAAAAGUCCUAGCACUUUAUCCAAGAAGGACAACAAAAUAGGUAACASGUAUGAGUGAAAAGCACGUGGCGUUGUACACAUCCUUGUGUUUGGGUUGCUGUUAGGUCUCUGACCCUGUUCAUCCCCAGCCAUCUCCCACUGCACGCCCAGCCUGCCCCGCUCGCAGUGCAGGCGGCGCUGGGGUGAACGCUGUGUUUGGGUGCCUCGUCUCGUGCCUUUGUACCUCAGAAGUUUUAGAUGUUAAAUAUUUCUU
Molecule: messenger RNA, 2201 nt
Organism: Nothoprocta perdicaria
Lineage: Eukaryota; Metazoa; Chordata; Aves; Tinamiformes; Tinamidae
Gene: P4HA2
Product: prolyl 4-hydroxylase subunit alpha 2
Exons: 17
Coding region: 167-1849 (560 amino acids)
Biological process (GO): peptidyl-proline hydroxylation to 4-hydroxy-L-proline
Cellular component (GO): endoplasmic reticulum
Molecular function (GO): procollagen-proline 4-dioxygenase activity; L-ascorbic acid binding; protein binding
Source: RefSeq, a predicted model, not a curated record